This is a messenger RNA of Heteronotia binoei (common prickly gecko), 2129 nucleotides long. RefSeq names its product doublesex and mab-3 related transcription factor 3 (gene DMRT3). Gene Ontology annotation, molecular function: RNA polymerase II cis-regulatory region sequence-specific DNA binding; protein binding; DNA-binding transcription factor activity, RNA polymerase II-specific. The transcript has 2 exons. Bases 1 to 1428 code for a protein of 475 amino acids. The record is from RefSeq and is a predicted model, not a curated record. Gene Ontology annotation, cellular component: nucleus. NCBI's taxonomy places the organism in Eukaryota, Metazoa, Chordata, Lepidosauria, Squamata, Gekkonidae. Gene Ontology annotation, biological process: regulation of transcription by RNA polymerase II; male sex differentiation.
AUGAACGGCUACGGCUCGCCCUACCUGUACAUGGGGGGUCCGGUGGCCCAGCCGGCCCGGGCGCCCCUACAGCGGACGCCCAAGUGCGCGCGCUGCCGGAACCACGGGGUGCUGUCGUGGCUGAAGGGCCACAAGCGCUACUGCCGUUUCAAGGACUGCACCUGCGAGAAGUGCAUCCUCAUCAUCGAGCGGCAGCGCGUCAUGGCCGCCCAGGUGGCCCUCCGGCGCCAGCAAGCCAACGAGAGCAUGGAGAGCCUCCUGCCCGACACUCUCCGCGCCCUGCCCACCGCCCCCGCGCCCCCGGCCGCCGCCGCCACGCCGCCCGCCCACCACGGCCCGCCCGACGCCCCGGGACCAGCAGCCUCGUUCCGGCCCCCUGUGGAGCUGGCCGCAGCUGCCCUGCGCUGGGCUUCCGCCGAGCAGCCCCCGGCCGUUCUGCCCGCCUCGCAGCUGCAGAAAGCAGAUAUGACCGAUGAACGGUUGGGUGAUACCAGUGGAGCAGACAGCACUGAGAAUUACAGUGACAAAGAUGCAGACCAAAGGAGUUCCCCAGAUGUGGCAAAGGCCAAGGGCAGUUUGACUCCUGAGAGCCCUGAGAUUGUUUCUGUGGAUGAAGGUGGUUAUGCCAUCCAGAAAAACAGUGGUAGCAGUGACAGCAGGCCUGAGAGCCCCAAGUAUCAGCCAGAACAAAAUCACCUCCUGAUUGAAGGUCCCUCAGGGACCGUUUCUCUACCUUUCGGCUUGAAAGCCAACCGCCCCCCUCUCGAAGUAUUAAAAAAAAUCUUCCCAAACCAAAAACCAACUGUGCUUGAAUUAAUCUUGAAAGGCUGUGGGGGUGACCUGGUGAGUGCAGUUGAGGUCCUUCUGUCUAGCCGGUCUUCUGUUGCUGUCGGAGACAGAACUGCAGCUGAAUCAGAAGGGCUAGUUUUGCCUUCAAACGGCCACCUUUUUGAACACACUCUGAGUUCUUACCCUAUUUCUUCCUCAAAAUGGUCUGUAGGGUCUGCCUUUAGAGUCCCAGAUACCUUGAGGUUUUCUGCUGAUACUAGUAAUGUUGUCACAAAUCCACUGGCUGUUCCCUUACAACAUCCAUUUCCUCAACCACCCCGGUAUCCACUGAUGCUGAGGAAUACUUUGGCAAGAAACCAGUCCAGUCCAUUUCUGCCUAAUGAUGUGACAUUGUGGAACACUAUGACACUGCAGCAGCAAUAUCAGCUGAGGUCUCAGUAUGUCAGCCCUUUUUCAAGUAGUUCUACCAGUGUCUUCCGAAGUUCUCCUGUCCUUCCUCCACGCCCAGCAGAAGAUCCCAGGAUCUCAAUCCCUGAUGAUGGAUGUCCAAUUGUGUCAAAACAACCAAUUUAUACAGAAGACGACUAUGAUGAAAGAUCUGACUCCUCAGACUCUAGAAUACUAAACACAUCUUCCUAGAAUGAUUAUCUGACAUAUUUUGCGAUGCAGUGGAACUGCUGGGCAUCAAGAGGAAGGAAUCAUGCCCUUGUAGCUAUAUAAAAAGUGACUCUGCUUGUUACUAUCCUUUAGCAAUAAAGACUUAACUUAUUUUAUUUCUUGCACUUCACUGGGAAAUGCCAAAUAGCUACUAUUUCAUGGCUUUCGUGAUGAAUGUUUAUUACGGAAACAAGAAAAAAAGAGAUUCAUUUUAAGCAUAGUUGUAAGGAACAUAGAACUUUGGAAGAAUUAAAAUGGAGCAAAAGCCUUGCCUUUUUAGACAACUGGGAAUGUUAAAAGGUAUUGUACUUGAAUGCAGUGUUCAAAGAGAGGACUCCUCAGGAUAUAUGAAAUGUUUAAAAAGCAAAUAUUUCUGUGGCAAAUGGACUAAACAGGGACUUUGUUGACUUUAUGACAAUGAUCAUCCUGGUGUUAAAACCAAGAGCUCCAGAAGGGACUGAAUAGAGUGAACUGCUCAUGUGCUGUUUAAGCUUGGACACUUUUUUGAGACACCUUAAAAGCUAUUCUUUUCACACAGCUAGAUGGAAACAUGUAUAAUGUCAGUGUAAAGUCAAUUACAAGCUGUGAGUUGCAUGAGACUGUCUUGUGAAACAUGAACAGAUGAUUGAACAUUGUCAGGUUAAUGUAGCAUGCUAAAGACUCUAGGGGAAAAAUAAACUCAG